GGAGCUGCCGCUCGCGACUUGGUCGCGAAAGGCUAUGUGGUAUUCACAGCAAGCACCCAGUGGGACCCCGAGGCAAAGGGAAGGAAGGGAGGGAAGAAAAUGAUACCUCCACGAAAUUGGCCGGCCUCUACCUUAGCAAAUUGCCUGACCGACCACUACUUCCAGCCCUACCAAAACACGCUGCUGAUCAACACGGCAGCGUCCGGCAUUGUCGUGCUUGACUUUGACGUCAGUGACGGAGGCAUGGAGCAGCUGGAUAUCUGGGAGACCGAGCACGGCGCUUUUGAUGCUCCUCGAGUGCGCACGGGCAGCGGGGGAGUGCACUUUUACUUCUCUCAUCAAAGAAGCCUCGAGUCGGGGCUGGGCGAGGAGACACCGACCCACUUUGCAAAGCUGGAGCUGAGGGUCCGAGAUCCGGUGUCUGGAAAGGAAGUUUUGAAGAAGGUGGGAGUCGACAUGAGGGGCGUCAGCUCGAACGGCAUGAUCGCUUGCCCGCCGUCAUCGUAUGAGCGACUCGGUGAGACGGCGCGGUAUACGGUUGAUGGUGGAGGCGAGCUUCCCCCGGCACACAAUCUGCCUCCUCUUCCACAUUGGUUGAUCGAGAUUCUGAACGAGCGAGCGUCGAGGGGGUCCGGAGAGCGCUCGAGAGGGCCAUCAGAGAUUUCCAGCGGGGCCGGGCCUAGCGCAAGGGCUAGUGCAGGAUUCGGGGCGCCGGACCUGACAGAUCUCGGGCUGCAGCAGGAAGUGGUCGAGGUGAUGCGAGGCAUGCUCAGCAGUUUCGGCGACAACUCCUCCGUCUUCUCAAAGGCGGAGCCGAGCACAAUUGCUGGUCUCGGCGCGGUGAUGUACCACUGGCGGAAUGAUGCGGGGGGGCGAGUUUGUCCGUAUGCGGAGGACGGAGCACAGCCGCACAGCAGCAACAACUUUGGUCUUCUCAGAAGAGGGACGGAGAUCACAUAUGUGUGCCACAGCCAGCGAUGCAAGAUCGGCGAUGGCUGCCGGAACAAAACGCUCGGGCGUCUCAUGUUUCCGGUGGCCGCAGCUUUCUCGGAUGCUUCCCCGCUGAAUAGCGACCGGGACCGAUUGUACAAGAAUCGAGAAUUGCUUCCCCUCUGGUUUUUGCGGCAGAACCUCUCUGUUUCGGCAGGUGAUGAAGGAGGGGCGCUGAUCAUCGACCGCUUGCAGACGUACGCGGGCCGCAAUCUCGUCUUCUGCAACGAAAAGUGGUUCUAUUGGAACGGGUCGGUUUGGGUGGUGGACGUGGCUGGACGAAUUGCGAGCCAAAUCUGCCGCGGGGAGCUCAACAAGAUCAGUAAGGCGUACAAGAAGGAGACUGCAUCUGAUGCCGAAGGCGAGGGUUCGCAAGCGGAGGAGGAGAAAAAGUCUAGGAAGGAGAAACUCGUGAACUUCAACUUCAACGCCAAGAUGAGCCAGAUCAUGACGACUCUGAAAGGUUACUGCCAGGAGCCCGCAUUCGAGGACGCAUUGAACACCAACAGAGAUGCGCUCCCUCUACAGAAUGGCGUCAUACUGCUGCAGAGCGGGAUUUUGAUGGCACACCAUCCGAAGUAUUUGUGGUCUUUCAAGCUUCCCGUCUGGUGGCCGUCGGCCGGGCUUGCCACGCCCCUGGGCAGGACGGGCGAGUUUCUCCGUGAGAUCACGCACACCUCGGAGGCGUUAGCUUAUCUCCAACGCAUCCUUGGAUACGGCAUUACUGGGCACACGUCCAAUCAGGUCAUGCUGACGAUGAUUGGGGAAGGCGGAGCGGGGAAGAGCCUUCUGCUGGCUCUGCUGAAGCGUGUGAUUGGUCCCUUCUACAAAGACGUCUCAAAGGACAUGCUCGUGACGUCCAAGGGGCAACGGCCGCUAGGUAAAGGUGCUGCAAAUCCAGCGGAAGCAGGUUUACGAGGCAUUCGGAUAGCGGUGUGCGCGGAGUCGGAAGAUACGGAUGAAUUCUCGGAGGCCAACCUGAAGAGGCUGACCGGAGAGGCGACUAUCACGAGUAGAGCGCUCUACUCGGAUUACGUCACGUUUGCCACAACUCAGCUGCACAUUCUCUGCUCAAACUACCCUCCCCGAGUGAAGACCUGGACGACAGCGCUUAAACGACGUCUUUUGACGCUGGUGUUCCCAAUGCGGUUCUUCUAUCCGGACGAAGCAGGCUACAACCCCGACAACCCAUUCCAUGGGAUCCGCGACCUCGAACUGGAAGACGUCUUAAAGGCCGAGCCCGAGAAGCUGUUGGUGUUCUUGGUGCAAGGCUCCAAGGACUGGUACGCAAGUGGAAAGAGGCUCCUCGACAUGCCGGAGAGCAGCAGGACGUACAUGCAGUCAUGGGAGCAGGAAAACGAUCCGUUUGCAGCUUUCCUUUAG
Klebsormidium nitens is the source of this 2373-nucleotide messenger RNA. The record is from the annotation of a GenBank genome assembly. NCBI's taxonomy places the organism in Eukaryota, Viridiplantae, Streptophyta, Klebsormidiophyceae, Klebsormidiales, Klebsormidiaceae.